AUGGUCAUUCAACAGCAAGAGCAACAGAAAAAUGUUUCAGCCAAUAAUACUACCCUUCACAAUACCUUAGUGAGUACCAUUAAUACCAAUAAUGAUAGUAACAAUAUUACUACUUCAAAUGCUUCCAAAGUCGAUAGAACUCAUGCCAAAGAUGCUCAGUUUCAUUAUUAUUACCCUUAUAAUAUUGAUGAUGAUAAUGAGAACCACUCCUGUGAUUAUUUUAAUAAAAGUGCAGAACCAAACAUCACACCACCGCUCACACCGGUGCCUCUAUCGUUAAAUACCGUUAAUAGUAAUACCAGUAACACAACAACUGCAGAUUCAUUAAUUAACCUAAAGGAACAUUUCAUUACAUUUACUGAUAACAAGCGCAUUACUAGUGAUGAUAACGCAAAAGCUGAGAAUGGUAAUGUAAAAAUAAUGAAGCCAUAUCUAAACAAUGAUAAAUCAAAUUAUGCUAGAUGUGAUGAAACUAGCAGCAUCGCUUGUUUCACUCCAAAAAAAAUUCCUUAUUUUCAGCCAGGCAUGGUCUUCAAAGGGUAUCAGCACAACGGAUAUCUGAAAUAUAAUGUGGAAAUAAGUAUAAAAAGUAACGCUGAUAGUAGUUUUUUGCCUUAUAUAACUGGAUAUUUACGUAUUUACGGUUUGACUAAUAAAUCCAGUGAAAUUACUACGUUUUUUAAGGGGUAUUAUCUAGAUAACAUGGAUAAAUUAUUAUCUUCUAACUGUACUGGCAAGACCAGCAGCACUACUUGUAGUAGUGCCACUGAAACUUUAAAUGCUGAUCAUAAAAAUAUGGCACAUUAUGUUGAUAGUAUGUAUAGUAACACGAGUACUAGUUCUGGUGAUAAUAAUGGUAACAACAGUGUUUUCCCUGAAGAUGAUAUAGAUUUACUGCAUUGGGAUAAGCUAAAGGACGAAUUAACUUUUAUUAACAGAAAUACCAGUGUCAACAAUAGAGGUAGCAAGAGCGACAUAAUAUUUAUGAAAUGGAAAGAGCAAUUUUUAGUACCUGAUUCGGAUGUAACUAGUAUAAAGGGUGCUUCCUUUGCUGGGUUCUAUUACAUUAUGGUUGAUGUUAAAAAUAACAAGAUUUAUGGAUUUUAUUUUCAUGAAACUGCAGAAAAAUUUCAAAAAAUAGAAUUAAAUUUACAAAAGAGUGACUAUGGUAAUAGUACUCUAUAUCAGACAUAUGAGUUUAAUUAA
This is a messenger RNA of Saccharomycodes ludwigii, 1206 nucleotides long. RefSeq names its product glucose-induced degradation complex subunit VID24 (gene VID24). Gene Ontology annotation, biological process: negative regulation of gluconeogenesis; protein targeting to vacuole; proteasome-mediated ubiquitin-dependent protein catabolic process. The record is from RefSeq and is a predicted model, not a curated record. Bases 1 to 1206 code for a protein of 401 amino acids. The transcript has a single exon. Lineage: Eukaryota; Fungi; Ascomycota; Saccharomycetes; Saccharomycodales; Saccharomycodaceae. Gene Ontology annotation, cellular component: extrinsic component of membrane; GID complex.